AUGAUUCAAUUUUAACUAGAUAUUCUACUACCUCCUUAUCAACCAAAAGGAGUAAUAAUAAAAUAGAAUAUUGUUUAAGUGGAUUAUUUAGAUCCUAAUAAGAACGAGUUUGUUAUUCAUGUUGGUUAGAGAAAAUUUUAGUUAAAAGCAGAAAGCAAGGAAAUAAAGGAAAAAUGGCUAGACAUUUUGAAAGUACCAUUUAAUUAAAUGUCCAAAACUAAGUCUGAAUUAUCCACUAUGAAUAAGGUUAAGUGGCAUGAAAUACCUAUACAAACAAUUAUUUAAUUUUAUUUGAGAAGAGAAGAAAUUUUAUCUAAUAUUAUUCAAUAAAAAACACAAGAUACAUAAAGUUCACUAAUUAAAUCAUCCUAUAUUUAAUAGACAAUUGAAGCUAUGGGUGAUAAAAACAAAGAGUUUAUUUUGAGAUUGUUAGUUGAAAAAAAGUCUGUAAAGAAUCCAUUAGUUAAAAAGAAGAGAUGGAUGUUGCUUUUUACUUCCAUAAGUAUUGAAUCUUUAGACUAGAUUCAUUAAUUUAUUAAGUUCAUUCCUUAAUAAUAUACUUUGGAUACUAUAAAUUUAUUAAAAUAUGAAAACAACUUAGCAACAUUGACAAAGACAACUAUAGAAUUAUACUAAAUCUAAAAUUUGAGGUUUAGUGUUACUAAUGAAUAUCAAAUAAAUUUUAUGUUCAAUGGUCGAGUAUUCGAAUUAAUUUUUCCUUAUUUAAGUGAUGCUAAGAAACUCCAUGAUUAUAUCAUUAAAUGUUAACAAAUUAAUAAUAGUAUGCCUGUUUAAGUAAGUAGAACUAAUUAAAUACCUGUCUAUAAAAUGUAGGAUAGUAAAAGAAGAAUUAUUAAUCUGAAGGGAAAAACUAUUUUAGAGAAUUAAGUUGAAAAGAAGAUUAAUGCAACCCAAUGGAAAAAUGUUAUACUUACAUUGAAGGAACAUGCUUUAUUUUGGGAAUUAGUUGAUACUGAAGAAUAUUCAAAUAUUGAAUUGAAAUCUAUUUCAACAAUUGAGUAAUGUAAUCGAAUGUUCACAAUUAUUGUAAAUGAUUAAAAUACAGUUCAAUAGCAAUUUAGAGUAUCAACAAUACAAGAAGCCGAUGAAUGGACGGGUUAAUUAUCUUAUAUGACGGAUAUUGAAAUUACUUUUAAAGUAUUGGAGAAAUCCCAAACUCUAUAAAAUUAUCAAUAAAAUGCACUAACAAACUAAUCGUAGACUUAAUAAUUAACAAAAUAAAAGACUUAAUAAUAAUAGUUAGAAUAAAAGAAACCCUCUUUUUUUCAAUAGUUUUUUUGUUGGGGAGGUGAGAGAAAAGAAUAAUGA
Molecule: messenger RNA, 1329 nt
Organism: Paramecium tetraurelia
Lineage: Eukaryota; Ciliophora; Oligohymenophorea; Peniculida; Parameciidae
Exons: 7
Source: RefSeq, a predicted model, not a curated record